AUGGAUCAGGACAACAGCCCAGGACCAACUGCUUCAGUUCCCAGUACCAAGGAUGUCUCCAUUAUUGGCGCUCUAAUGUUUGUUCUCUGUAUAAACGAGAACAAAAAGUUUCUUGACCAACAUGGGAAGAACGGUGUCAACCAAAGUUGCAUGGACCUUGUGGCCUGUCUCAAGUUCCUUGCCACUGUUGGCAUUACCAAUUUCCCAGUAUACAGCAUCAUAACUGAUGGCACUUUGGGUACCAUUGUAAGUGCCCAUAUGAAGGAUCAUGUGGAAGGGGUAAUUUAUGAGCACAAUGUAAGAACAUUUGACAUUUCAAACCCCGUUGAUGCCUUCAAUGUUGCUACUUUCAUCACCUUCGUCGCUAUGGAACAUGCACAAGUACUCCGCAAUUUACUUAGUGAGCAAAAACUUCAGGAACUUGCCAGGCAGUCAGACCAGGAUGAUCCUUCCCUCCACUGGACAAUGGAGCACCAGUUUCCUGCAGCAAAGAAGUCUUCUUAG
Molecule: messenger RNA, 504 nt
Organism: Desarmillaria tabescens
Lineage: Eukaryota; Fungi; Basidiomycota; Agaricomycetes; Agaricales; Physalacriaceae
Exons: 2
Coding region: 1-504 (167 amino acids)
Source: RefSeq, a predicted model, not a curated record